Haliotis rufescens (red abalone) is the source of this 3328-nucleotide messenger RNA. RefSeq lists its product as uncharacterized. The record is from RefSeq and is a predicted model, not a curated record. The transcript is spliced from 2 exons. NCBI's taxonomy places the organism in Eukaryota, Metazoa, Mollusca, Gastropoda, Lepetellida, Haliotidae. Gene Ontology annotation, biological process: negative regulation of translation; proteasome-mediated ubiquitin-dependent protein catabolic process; protein polyubiquitination. The coding region runs from base 883 to 1923 and encodes 346 amino acids. Gene Ontology annotation, molecular function: translation repressor activity; ubiquitin protein ligase activity; protein binding.
CUUUAUACCAGAUUGGGGAAGUGAGAGAAUUCCUCACCUGUGUGAUCUGCCAGGAACUGUACACAGAUCCCUGUACACUGAGGUGUGAUCACACAUUUUGCAGGAAAUGUGUCACUGCAUACAUCCAAACCAGACCAGAUGCUGUACAGUCCAAGACGAUCCCCUGUGCCUUCUGUCGACAAGAUACCAAGGUCCCCGACACCAGCCGGCCAGUGGAGGAGUGGGCGGGGCAGAUCAAACCCAGCAUCAUUAUACAGGGGCUGAUAGACACACAAGCUGGCUUUGUCAAAACGGAUUCCGCUUCAUGUUGCUCUGUGUGUGAGAAGUUAGGGGAGACAACUCCGGGAGCCUCAUGGUGUUCUGAGUGUCAAGUGUCCCUCUGCGAAAGAUGUGUCAAGAUACAUCGUGCAAGUCCAGCAUCACAUGACCAUGAAAUCUGUGACCUUUCAGGAGAGGUCAAGGUGAAGAGGAGGCGCAAGGUCAUGUGCAGGGAACACAAAUAUGAGGUUAUAAAGAUUGUGUGUAAAGACUGCCACAAAGUCGUGUGUCCGACAUGUUGUGUUAUUUACCACAGGCAAUGUGAGUCUGUCAUUACCAUUCAGUCAAUGAUGCCAACUAUGAAAUACCACUUGAGAAAAAGCGCGGAACAGUUAUCAAAGAAAAUACUUAGAAAACAUACAAUUGUUAAGAAAACAAACAAAAACAUGAGCGGAAUUGAGAAAAACAGCAGCAGCAGAAAAGGAUAUCAAAUCUGUUGUUAAGAGAGCCAUAGCCAACAUCAAGCAGAAACAAAAACAGCUGAUAAAUAAAGUCAGGGAUAUUACAGACAAACAAAUUCAGGAAAUUAAAGUGGAUGUUAAACUUGAAGAGAUUGAGACGCAGAUGUACAAACAACAUUGUGAGUUCAUUGACCAAGCCUUGAUAUCGGACUGUGAGAUGGACCUGUAUGACGCGUAUCAGGCCUGGGAGUCGGGGGCUGUAGAGUUGGGGGAUGUCAGGGACACAGACACAGCAGACACAUGGAGAAUAGAUGACAUCAGGUUUACACCUGACACUGACAACGUCCAGCACAUCCUAGAUGACCUACAGCUGGGGGAGAUUGACGUCACAUACCAGGAUCAGGGCACAUGUCUGCCGCCUCCAGUGCGAGUUGACACGAUAUAUGGGAGGAUUGCGGGCGAUGAGGUGGAGCCUGGUCUACGUGACAUCACAGUUCUGGUUGUAGAUGACAUACAGACAGUUGUAGUCACUGACUUCAAUAACAAGUGUGUGAAAUCCUUCUACACUAGAAACAACUUGGCAUGCCACAGUACACUUCCCCUGGGUGACUCUCCAUGUGGUGCAACACAGUUGAAGGAGAAGCAGGUGAUGGUUGCUGUCCCUGACUCCAGUCAGAUUGUAACAGUAGAAGUGACCCCUGACCUGGAGCUGCUCUCAACCAUCACAAUAAGCAAGAGGUACUUCAGUCUCGCUGUUCUGAGUCCCUCAUCUCUAGCAGCAGGUGGAAGCGCCUGUGUUGAUAUCCUGGACAUGGCUGGAGACGUGCUGAGGUCAGUUGCUACACACAACAAUGAGACACUGUUUGCCUUCCCCCGGUACAUGUGUGUCAACAACAAGGGCAACAUACUCGUGUCGGACAGGGGGGAGAGGUCUGUGAAAUGUGUGACGUCAGAGGGGGAUGUUGUCUGGAGAUACGCCCCUACUCGAGACAGAGCACUCAGCUACCCUCAUGGUAUCUCAACUACUCCAACAGGAGACAUCCUGGUUGCAGGCAUCAGUGAGGUUACAAGGCUGACAGAGGCAGGGGAUGAUGUCACAGAUCAUCAGGACAUUGACUGUGAUCCACAAGGAUUGUAUGUCGAUAGACAUGACACACUGUAUGUUUGUGGUGGACGUCAGAUACACGAAAUCAACUUCUUGUAGUCACAUCAUCAAUUUCAUGAUUUCAAUCAUCACUAUCACUGGUGUUAAAUUCACUAUAACAACUCAAAAUAGACUCUUGGGGUGUGAAUGAUCAUACAAAGGUGUAUCAACAGACAUUAUUUCCACAUCAUUACACAUCACAUUAUGUGUUUAGCAACCUGGUUCUCUUUAUUAAAUCGCCUCCAUGUUCUAGUAAGUACGGUGUCGGCCGGGAAGGCGAAAAGCCCGUGGUUUGAUCCCAAUCUGCUCAAGAGAUACCAAUACUUCACUCUAUUUUUAGUGGAUAUGAUAUGGUUUACUUGUUAUUGAAGUGCUCACAUGACUACUUCGACCGUGGAUGGUCACUUGAUAUAUUGUUUAAUGAAACUAAUGAGUUCCCAACUCUUGAGACCAUCUGCGGGUUCCCGGGUCGGGUUGGUUACCCGGGCUGUAGAUUUGGACUCGUCCCAGCUCCAGUCAGUAGCAUGUUAGGUACAUUGUACGUGGUCCACUGAACCGUGGUCAUAUAAUGUAUUCACUUUACUAGAUAGUAGAUAGGGUGUUCAUGUAGGAUGUUUGUGAUGUCAUGAAGUUUGUUUUGUGGAACGUUAUGGUGAGCCACUUAAUAACCAAGAGUUCCUGCAUCAUACUUGUACGGAGGAACAAUUCUGCAAUUGUGUAAUCGUGUCCAUAUCAAUAAUGAUUAAAAUGGUGUUGUAGGCAUAGUACAUUUCAUUAUUCAAGUGUCAAAAAAUAAACUGUAAGUGAUUCCAUGUUAGUGUUUGGCUAAAAAUGAAAUUAUUUUUUUGCGUCAGCUCCAUAAUCAGAUACCAUAAAAUAGAUUUAGUUUACUCUGAAUAAACCGACAAACAUUAGGCCACGCACACCCUCGGAUUUGUUUCAUGACUGGCUGAUAAUAGAGUUGGCAGAUCUUGUGUUGCACUAUUGCGCUGUACAGUGUCAUAUGACUUAAUAGACAGCCUUUGAAGUUGUUAUUGCUGACUUGUAAAAUGUAUUUUUGUGCUUAAAGGGGUAUGCACACUUUGCGUUAUAUACGCAGAUUAACGCAUGAUAUGCACACAAUUUGUUUAGAUUUAUACCUCCAUAAACACAAUAAAUAUUGUUAAGUUAAUUAAUAAAUAAAUUGCCAGCGAGUCCGUUGCAUUAGAUUGGUUAACCUUAAAUAACAUUAGCCCACGCCCACUAGCGAACUACUUGCGUGACGUCGUAGGAAUUCGCGGUGGCUCGCCCGUGAUAUGCAUAGCCCCCAGAUUAAAUAAAAUCAUUGAAAUCAUUGAAAGAAAACUUCAAUCGAUUUCUUUUACUUAUUUGUACCGCACACAUAAUCAUUAGAUCGUUUUUUAUAGCAUAUUCACUCAGGAAGAGCAGAAUGUAUUUUUCACAAAUAAAAAACAUGACCCUACCA